This is a messenger RNA of Otolemur garnettii (small-eared galago), 3862 nucleotides long. RefSeq names its product phosphatase and actin regulator 4 (gene PHACTR4). The transcript is spliced from 10 exons. The record is from RefSeq and is a predicted model, not a curated record. Gene Ontology annotation, molecular function: actin binding. Gene Ontology annotation, biological process: neural crest cell migration; actin cytoskeleton organization. Lineage: Eukaryota; Metazoa; Chordata; Mammalia; Primates; Galagidae. The coding region runs from base 52 to 1590 and encodes 512 amino acids.
UCCAGAGAACCCUGGGACAAAGAAGCAAGCCAGCCCACUGCAGACCCAGGCAUGGUCAUGGACAGUGUGGAAGCAGGAGACACAACACCUCCCACCAAAAGGAAGAGCAAGUUCUCUGGCUUUGGCAAGAUCUUCAAGCCUUGGAAAUGGAGGAAAAAAAAAAGUAGUGAUAAAUUCAAAGAGACUUCAGAAGUUUUAGAGCGAAAAAUAUCUAUGCGAAAACCCAGAGAAGAGCUGGUUAAGAGAGGGGUCCUGCUGGAAGAGCCUGAGCAGGGUGAGUCUGCAGACAGCCCGCAUGCCACUGUCUCUGUGUGCCUGGUUGUUAUUCUCUCUUUUCUAGCUGAACUGUCACAAGCAAUAAACAGUGGCACAUUGUUAUCAAAACCAUCCCCACCCUUACCACCUAAGAGAGGCAUUCCAUCCACCUUGGUACCUACCGUGGAGCCUGCUCCUGUCAUCACCACAAAAACACCAAGUGAUCAAAGAGAGAAGAGCACGUACUCUGUGGGCUCUGAACCGCUGAUGAUAAUCCCACCUCCAUCUCCAUCCCCUCCACUGCCUACUCAUAUACCUCCAGAGCCUCCACGUUCCCCUCCAUUCCCUGCUAAGACUUUUGUAGUUGUGCCAGAAAUUGAGUUUAUACCCUGCUUAGAUCUAUCCCAGGAGGUUUCCCAGCAAGAAGAUCAGAAGAAGGAGGUCCCAAAAAGGAUAUUGGACCAGAGCUUUGGGGAGCCCCAUGUACCUUCUAGACUGCCCCCACUCCCACUGCAUAUUCGAAUCCAGCAGGCCCUGACCAGCCCACUUCCCAUGACUCCUCCAUUGGAGGGCUCUCACAGAGCUCAUUCCUUGCUCUUUGAGAACAGUGACAACUUUUGUGAAGACAGCGUUACUCUGGGUCGGACCAGGUCACUUCCCAUCACUAUUGAAAUGCUGAAAGUUCCAGAUGAUGAAGAAGAGGAGCAGAUCUGCCCACCUGCAUUCAGUGAAGAUGUGAUGUCUACCUCAGUCAUUUCCAAACUACCACAGUGUCUGCAGGAGGAAGAGGAGGAGAAGGAGAGUGACUCUGAUUCAGAGGGGCCCAUUCAGUACCGAGAUGAAGAGGAUGAAGAUGAAAGCCAUCAGAGUGCUCUAGCCAACAAAGUGAAAAGGAAAGACACACUGGCAAUGAAGUUGAACCACAGACCCAGUGAACCAGAACUGAACUUGAAUAUUUGGCCUCAUAAAAGCAAGGAGGAGUGGAAUGAAAUUCGGCACCAGAUUGGGAAUACACUGAUCCGACGACUGAGUCAAAGACCAACACCAGAAGAACUCGAACAACGAAAUAUAUUACAACGUGAGUCUGGCUAUGGAAAUAAAGUUCUCAGUCAAAGGCCAACUGUGGCUGAACUACUUGCUAGGAAGAUUCUGAGGUUUAAUGAAUAUGUGGAGGUAACAGAUGCUCAAGAUUAUGAUCGGAGAGCUGACAAACCUUGGACCAAACUGACCCCUGCUGACAAGGCUGCCAUAAGAAAAGAAUUAAAUGAAUUUAAAAGCUCAGAGAUGGAGGUUCAUGAAGAGAGCAAACAUUUUACACGCUACCAUCGUCCAUGAUGCCAAAAUUUGAGAGAUGAACAACUCCCCCAAAAAUAAAAAACAGGGCUGAUUUGCCACUUCUGUCUCCAGAGUGAUAUGGAGUGAACUUUAGCACUUCCCAGCACAGCCAGAAUUGCAUCCUCUAGGAUCUAGUUCUGGGGCGAACAGCACUUCUAUGAAUGUAGCAUUUCACUGGAAUGGAUUCUCACCAUGCUGCCCCUGGGGCAAAAAUGAACAUUUGUCAGUGCUUUUGUACUUUUUGAUAUUGCUGCAUACUCAAGGGAUUUUUCCCUCACCAGCCACCAAAGUCCCAAACCACUUGCAAGUUGUAGAUUGUAUUGGCUGCGCCAUACCCCCUCCCCAAGAUCACGACUGCCUGUGCUGAGGCACAGUUUGCACCAUUAGCCUUACCUGUCCUGCCCUAGUUGUGAGACCUACUUCUAUAGGUGCUAAAUUCUAGCCAUCAAAUCCAAUUUUUAGUAGGAAAAACCUUCUGGAGGCCCCCAACCAUUUGUUAAAGGGGUCACCACCUCCAGGAAAAGCCUUCCAACCACACUGGCAUGUCAGAUGAAAGCAUUGCACUAUACCUCUUGGAACAAAGCAAUACAGACAGACUUCUUCAGGCACUUCAGCCUGAGAGGAAGCUCAGGAUCUGACAAGUUCCUCUUUUUCACAAGUUAUCCUGCUUAUUAAAAAGUGAUCUUCAAGUAAUAGGAACUUACGUGUUUCCUGUCUGUUAAACAAUCUGAGCUGCAAUCAGAUUCUAUGUUGGUUAAAAUGAGAAAGCAUGUAUAUUUUCUAUAUACAAAAAGUAAAAAAAGCCUUAAUAUUAAUGCCAAUUUGACAGAAAACUGAUUCGUGGCUUAAAUUUUGCAGGCUAUUGUACUUUUCUUGUACCAAAUGAUAUUCUAAAUCACUUUGACCAAUAGACGUGUUCUCUGUAAAGUAGAGCAAUUCUGUGGAAGCAUUUGUGAGCUGUCUGUCCCCACACUUCUGAACAGAAUCACAGCAAGAUUCUAAGGGAUGUGGGGUGCUAGAUAGCCAAAGGUCUUUGGAACAGCAAGAAAGCGGCAUGACUACGGUCCACUGCCCCCUCUUCUCUAUGCUGUUUGCUUCUCUUGCUGCCAACUCCCUUUUCACUCCAACACCCAUCCUGCCCAUCCCUUCUGGCAGCUUCUGCCUCAUUCUCCUCUCCUCUUCCAAACUGUAGCCAAUGUAUUUGGUGCCUGGGCAUUGGCUCAGCACCCCCUCCUCUUUCUGUUUUUGUAAUAUACAUUAAUAUGUUUUCCUAAAAGAAAAGAUUUGGUUUCUUUCUUUGAAUUUUUAUUGAGAACCAUACAGCCUAUUUCCUCUAAUGCUCAUCCACACUGUAAGUAGGAGAAAAAAUAGUUUUAACUGAUGAAUGUGGCUUUUUUCCUUUACUUUCAUGUUCAAGAAAUUGUGGCUAUUUCGUGGAUUUCUUCAGAUUUUUUUUUGUGCAGGCCCCUGUGAGUUUCUCUGUUACAUAAUAUUUCAGUAGAUUUUUUUCUCCUUUCACAUUCAUACAAGACUUGCUAAAGAAGCAGAAUAUCAAGUCCAAACAAAAAAAAAAUCUAAAGUGACCUUAAAUGGCAGUGUCUUCUCUCUGUGUGGGGAAAGAGGGGAUUUGAUUUCUCAGUUACCAUCAAAUGUUUUAUAGCUAUGGAAACAAUGCUGGAUCUUUAUCUCUGAAGUUCAUUAACACUGAGGGAAGAUAAGUGAUGAUUCCACUAAUGAUUCUUCCUUUAGAGGUCUAGAAUAAGAUAGCCCCCCUUUAACUGCUAACUUCACUUCUAACUGUUCUAUCUGGUCGGUUAGGAGACAACUUGACUUAUGCCAGCAUUCUCUGUGGCUUGUGGUAACAUUUUCAGACCCUUCUUUAACUGCCUUUCUUACCCUGAAUGUGCCAAGCCUGAAACAGGAUUUGAUUCCCUGAGCUACUGGUCAGCUUUCUAUGUGCCACCAAAGAAUCUGGUUAAUCUUUCAUCUCAUUCAAUGUUCUUUUUGAAACAAGACACUUUGGGGGUCAAGUCUAUUCAGGUGUUUGUAUUAUGUGUAUAAAAAUGGAUUUUGUGUUCCCUUUCCAUGUAAGUACUAAUUUACACGAAAACUCACAAUCAUGUAAAGAAGAAAUAAAAGCCUGGCCUAUUGUACUUCAAGAUGCUCCGUGAUGUACAGAAUCUCCUUGUAAAAUAAAUAAUUGCAUUGUAUAUCAGUCUUCCCAUCAAUAGUAAUUAUUAAAGUAUUUUAGAAUUUUAAAAUACCAAACUAU